UAUUUCCACGCCCUCUAGCAGGCAGGGCUUCUUAGCCAACUGCUUGUCUUUCUCUGCCUCAGAAACUCCAAUUCAUUUGGGAUUGAUAAUGCAGGCACUUCAACGCAUCAUGAAGGUGUUCGUGACCCGACGUAUUCCACCUGAAGGACUUGCAGUAAUAAAGCAGUCCGGCGUCACCCUUGAACUUUGGGACUCAGAUGAACCAGUACCACGAGCUGAACUGCUGAAAGGCAUUUCUGGCGCUUAUGGAGUAGUCUGUCUUCUAAGUGACAAAAUAGAUGCAGAAGUCCUAGAUGCAGCAGGGCCGAAUCUCAAAGUCAUCAGCACAAUGUCUGUGGGUUAUGAUCAUCUAUCAGUGGAAGAAAUUAAAAAACGUGGAAUAAGAGUAGGAUAUACACCAGAUGUACUGACAGAUGCCACAGCUGAACUUACCGUUUCCUUGCUCUUGGCCACGUCUCGUAGACUGAUAGAAGCAGCUGCAGAAGUUAAAAAUGGUGGUUGGAGCUCCUGGAAACCACUCUGGAUGUGUGGUUAUCAGUUAUCACAAAGCACUGUAGGAAUCAUCGGACUUGGAAGAAUAGGUUUAGCUAUUGCACAUCGCUUGAAGCCAUUUGGUGUGAAAAAGUUUUUAUACACAGGACGCCAGCCCCGAGCUUCCGCUGCCUCUGAGAUAGAAGCUGAGUUUGUCUCUCUCAGCAAAUUGGCAGAAGAAUCUGACUUUAUUGUUGUUUCAUGUGCCUUGACAAGUGAAACUCUAGGAAUGUGUAACAAAGACUUUUUCAGUAAAAUGAAGAAAACUGCAAUAUUCAUCAACAUAAGCAGGGGAGUUGUGGUGAACCAGGAUGAUCUUUAUCAGGCUUUAGCCACUGGUCAGAUUGCAGCUGCUGGGCUAGAUGUUACAACUCCUGAACCGCUACCUACUAGCCAUCCUCUGCUUACACUCAAAAACUGUGUCAUUCUACCUCACAUAGGAAGUGCCACGUAUUCUACAAGGAACACAAUGUCAGUGUUGACUGCAAACAAUCUGCUUGCUGGACUGAGAGGGGAGCCGAUGCCAUCUGAACUCCAGCUGUGACCAAACAUCUGUAUGGUUAGGUAGUGGUUAGCACCAUACGAAGACUACAAUUUCAGAAACUAAUUUAAAAUGCAGAAAUGUAAUCACAGUUAAUAAAUUGACAGCUGGUGAGACACAUUAAUAAAAUUGACUGACAACACUGUUAAGUGUA
This is a messenger RNA of Protopterus annectens (West African lungfish), 1226 nucleotides long. Its product is annotated as glyoxylate reductase/hydroxypyruvate reductase-like. Lineage: Eukaryota; Metazoa; Chordata; Ceratodontiformes; Protopteridae. Gene Ontology annotation, cellular component: cytosol. Gene Ontology annotation, molecular function: glyoxylate reductase (NADPH) activity; hydroxypyruvate reductase (NADH) activity; hydroxypyruvate reductase [NAD(P)H] activity. The transcript is spliced from 9 exons. The record is from RefSeq and is a predicted model, not a curated record. Bases 89 to 1075 code for a protein of 328 amino acids.